AUGGGAUGAGAUUAUCACUGUCUGCAAUUUUGACUAUUACGUUUAAAUGAACGAAACCCAUUUGGAGCGCGGGAAACGUCAAACAGCUACAGUGGGAAAUGGCAUCAUCGUUCUCUGCCGAUCUCAUCCCUCGCAAAGAUAUCGUUCAAAUCCUCUCAGAGUAUCAGAUUGCAAACCUCAGAGAAGAGGAUCUCAUUAACCCAAAUUCUGAUCUCGUUACUGCUCUCUACAUGAACAUUCUGGUCUACAUCGAUCCUCUCCAGGAGGAUCACGGACAAGUAGAUUUCAGUGCUUUGGAGCAGUUGGAGAAUCCAGAUUAUCAUGUUGAUUCGGUUCGGGCCUCGAAUUUGUUCCGCAAGAUGACGGAACUAGUGGAUGCGGUUAGUUGUCCAAUAAAUUUCAUCUUCAGGGACCUCGUAAAGCCGGAUACGCACCGCACAACUGCGUUCCUGAGUGCCAUACUUAAUUUCUUCCUUUACAGGACAACAAAAUUGAAUGACAUUCAAAAAGUUUUUGAUCAAGUGAAUUUUGAUGAAGUGCGGCGGCAGGAAUUGGAGACACAGAUUUCACAGAAGAACAUGGAAAUUUUGGAGCACAGAGAAGCAAGAGAAAGAGAGCAACCUUUAGUUCUGGAAGUAGAUGCCCAAGUCAAAGAGUUACGUCAGAACAUUCAGGGUCUCAACAAUCACCAGAUGUCAUUAAAGACUUCUUUUCGAACAUUACGGGAGAAGACCAAAGAAAUAGAUGAAAAGAUUUCCAAUGCUGAGUUUUUAUUGCUACAAAGUGCACAAGAAAAUGCUAAGCUACAAUCUAAAAUUGUUCAAUCUCCGGAGAAACUUCAGAGGGCUCUGGAGGAGAAAAAAUCAAUUCAGGCUGAGGUGAAGAACUCAGAAAGAUCAGCAAUGCAAUCUUUCCAAGAGAAAACUUCCACUGUUGAGGUGUAUUCAAAGGCUCAUAAGAAAAUGUCCAAGAACUUUACUCAGAUGCAGGAAAUACAAGAACAGGUUAACAAAAGCAAGACAAUUGAUAAAGAUGUUAAAGUUAUCAAGUUUAAGUUUAGUGAGGAUGAAGAGUCAAUCAUGUCUCUUGAGGCAAAGCUAGUUGAACGGCAAAGAAAAGUGGAACAACAGGAGUCGUCCAGAAAGGCAUUAGAGAAAGAGAGAGACCUGAAACGUGAGGAAGUUAACAAGGAGUUAAAUCAUGUGAUUUUGGACGUGGAAGCAAAGAAGCAUGACCUACAAGAAAGACAAAGGAAAAUUGAAGUUAUGGUAGCAGAGGGUGAUGAUAUAACUUUGAAAAUCAAUUCAGCAAAGGAGACAUCAGCAGCUAUGCAACAAAAACUGGCUAAUAAAUGUGAGGAGAUUGUAAAUGAGUUUCACAAUUAUUCAAAUUCCAUUGGGGCCCAUUUGGUAGAGGUUUGAAGCCAAGCUGGUGAGAAUGCAGCUGAGCUCCAUGAUAUAAGCUGGUUAAUGCAGCGGAACUGCAUGAUACAGUACCCAAAUCUGCAAGUCUAGUUUGUUCUGCCGAUCAAUGAACUAUGACAUUUGAAUAUUUUCUUUUGUAUAUAUUCUUGUUUUCAUCAUCUUUACAAUAUUUGUAAGAAUCCUUGUUUUCGCUAUCUUAUAGUAGUACACGAAGUCAGACAUGAUGCAAGUAUGCAACAUGCUCAUGCUACACAGUUUUUAUGUGACGGACUCUUCCAGUAAACUGUAAAGGAUAUUAGAUGCGUUCAUUCAUCUUUAUAUGUGAAACUUGAGACAACUGCGAUUGUAACUGAA
Messenger RNA from Nelumbo nucifera (sacred lotus), 1778 nucleotides. RefSeq names its product kinetochore protein. NCBI's taxonomy places the organism in Eukaryota, Viridiplantae, Streptophyta, Magnoliopsida, Proteales, Nelumbonaceae. The record is from RefSeq and is a predicted model, not a curated record. Gene Ontology annotation, cellular component: Ndc80 complex; kinetochore.